This is a messenger RNA of Penicillium riverlandense, 1560 nucleotides long. Its product is annotated as sugar porter family MFS transporter. NCBI's taxonomy places the organism in Eukaryota, Fungi, Ascomycota, Eurotiomycetes, Eurotiales, Aspergillaceae. The transcript is spliced from 2 exons. The record is from RefSeq and is a predicted model, not a curated record. Gene Ontology annotation, molecular function: carbohydrate:proton symporter activity. The coding region runs from base 1 to 1560 and encodes 519 amino acids. Gene Ontology annotation, biological process: carbohydrate transport; transmembrane transport. Gene Ontology annotation, cellular component: membrane.
AUGGCACGAUUCGGAGGCCUUCGAGGCUCCAAACUUCACCUGGCUGUGUGGGCGGAGGCCUGGUUUGGUAUCAUGAUCUUUGGCUUCAAUCAAACUUCGGCUGGAGGUGUGCUCGCCGACGUUACCUUCAAUAAACAAUUCCCGCGAAUGGAUACCUUGACGACAUCGGGAUCUUUACAGGCAUACAAUGCGAAGAUCCAAGGUACCGUCGUCGCUAUGUAUACUCUCUUCGGCGUGUUCGGAGCUUUGGGCUGUACCUUUCUCGGAGACAAAUUAGGUCGACGGAAGACCAUCUUUAUUGCUAGUAUUGUUCAAGCCAUUGGGGCGAUUCUGCAAGCCUCUUCCUUUGCUUUUGCACAGUUCAUUAUUGGCCGCAUCUUCCUGGGGCUCGGAACCGCGGGAAUGGUUGCUACUAUAUCCGUCUGGCAGUCUGAAGUUUCGAAGGCUGAAAACCGCGGUGAACAUGUCUCUGCUUUUGGAAUUUUCUGUUCAUCUGGUAUGGUGGUGGCUCUAUUCCUUGCAUUUGGAAUGGGCUACACGCAGCCAAAUUCGGUGUCCUGGCGUUUCCCCCUCAUUUUCACUGUGCUACCGUCAAUCCUGGUCUGUUGCGGUAUCUUUAAUCUACCAGAGAGUCCGCGAUGGCUAAGCAAGCAGGGUCGUUGGGAAGAAACACGAGAGAUCCUUGGGCUUCUAUACGACGACGACUCACACGGAGAGGCUGUGAACAAAGAGGUCCAGGAUAUUCAAAUAUCCCUUGAACGUGCUAGCAAAGGCAAAGGCAGCCUUGGCGCCAUGUUCAAGAUGGGACCGCAGCGGACAUUCCACCGGGUGAUCAUCGCGGCAGUUGCCCAGAUUAUGCUUCAAAUGAGCGGUAUCAAUGCGAUUGUCUACUAUGCCCCGUCUAUUUAUGAGAAUGAGCUACACUUUAGCGGGAAGAUAUCUAGUGUUCUAGCGGCUUCAUCCCAGUUUGCCCUAGUCAUCGGGUCCUUUUGCUGCGCCUAUACGGUCGACAGAUUUGGCCGACGCAAGCUAAUGCUAUUUAGUGCUUCUGCGAUGAGCAUUUGCUUCGCCUGUAUUGCCGGCCUUACUUCAAACCCAGAUAACAAACCCGCUCUGAAAGCCGCCGUCUUCUUCACUUUCCUAUACUGCUUUGUCUAUGUUCUGGGAUUCCUAGGUAUUCCAUUCCUCUACGCCAGCGAAGUGGCGCCCACGCACUUGCGGGCUUCUGUGUGUGGAUUAUCCACCGCUAUCUCUUGGCUAUUCAAUUUCCUCGUCGCCGAAGUGACCCCAACCGCCUUUACCAAUCUUGGCUGGAAGUACUUCCUAGUCUUCUUCUGCCUGAAUGCCGCAUUCGUGCCAAUUAUCUAUUUCUUCUUUCCCGAAACGUCACAACGAUCACUAGAAGAGAUUGAUCAAAUAUUCGAAUCUUCGACAUCUAUCUUCGAUUCGGUUUCGGUGGCUAAGAAAUUACCUAAGCGUCAUCUCGCCGAAUAUCUGCAAGAGGAAAAGGGGGCUGAUGUUGCUGUCGCCGAAGCCUCUCACAUAGAUGAGGUAGCAUAG